GGCAAGGGGCUGCGCCACUUCAGCUUGAAGGUGUGCGAGAAGGUGGAGAGCAAGGGGGACACGACGUAUGAGGAGGUGGCAAAUGAGCUGAUUGCUGACCUGGCGGCCGAGGUGGCGGCAGGCACGGUGGAGCAGCUGCACGACGAGAAGAACAUCAGGCGGCGGGUGUAUGACGCACUGAAUGUGCUGGAGGCGAUCGGCAUGAUCAACAAGAACAAGAAGGCCAUCCAGUGGAAGGGGUGGCCCUCG
Molecule: messenger RNA, 249 nt
Organism: Chlorella variabilis
Lineage: Eukaryota; Viridiplantae; Chlorophyta; Trebouxiophyceae; Chlorellales; Chlorellaceae
Exons: 2
Biological process (GO): regulation of cell cycle; regulation of transcription by RNA polymerase II
Cellular component (GO): transcription regulator complex; nucleus
Molecular function (GO): RNA polymerase II transcription regulatory region sequence-specific DNA binding; DNA-binding transcription factor activity, RNA polymerase II-specific
Source: RefSeq, a predicted model, not a curated record